This is a messenger RNA of Pocillopora verrucosa, 2587 nucleotides long. RefSeq names its product neuronal acetylcholine receptor subunit alpha-2-like. Gene Ontology annotation, molecular function: transmembrane signaling receptor activity; transmitter-gated monoatomic ion channel activity involved in regulation of postsynaptic membrane potential; excitatory extracellular ligand-gated monoatomic ion channel activity. NCBI's taxonomy places the organism in Eukaryota, Metazoa, Cnidaria, Anthozoa, Scleractinia, Pocilloporidae. The record is from RefSeq and is a predicted model, not a curated record. Gene Ontology annotation, biological process: nervous system process; chemical synaptic transmission; signal transduction. Gene Ontology annotation, cellular component: neuron projection; plasma membrane; synapse.
GCCGGUUAUUCUUUCUCUGCGUUCAGGUUUAGCCGUCUCAUUUCUGUUUGUUACGGCAAAGGAAGAUGUGGCCCCAAUAUGCUCAUUUUGUAUUGUUUAUUUGUGCAUACUCGCCUGCAGUGGCGGGACAACAAAACAAUAUAACACAUUCAGCAGAGUAUAGACUAAGAAAGGCUCUCCUUUCUUCUUAUGACAAAAUGGUACGUCCGGUGUUGGAGCCGUCAGAUGUUUUAAAAGUCAAAUUUGAUGUGCAGCUCCUGGCUCUCAACGCAGUGGACAAUAAAGAACAAACUAUCACAACAGAAACGGUGAUCACGCAGCAAUGGAAUAAUCCUUACCUACGUUGGGCUCCCGAGAAUUAUGGAAACUUGAAACAAAUACUUGUGGAUCCAAGAGAAGUUUGGGUGCCUGAUGUAGUACUAGAAAACAAUGCAGAUAAUGGGGUUGUUCAGGCGGGGCACGUGGAAAAAUUCCGAAGUUGGGUGCGUGUGAGCAGCGGUGGACAUAACACGUGGCUAUCCCCAGCAACGUUCAAGAGCAAGUGUGGGCUUAGUUUCAAGAACUUUCCCUUUGACACACAGAAGUGCAGCCUAGUUUUUCGUUCUGUAACAUCUGACCGUACCUUUUUAAAUAUCGAUACCACACACAUCAAAAACGAUAAUCCUGAGGAAGAGCUUAACCUCACCACAUCUAAUGGUUAUUGGUCUCUGAGAAGCAUUGAGAUCAAGACCGAGGAUAAGAAGCAAUCACCGAUAUUCAGCAAAGUUGAAGUAUCAUUUCGUAUUGGACGUAAACCCAUGUUCUUUAUCCUUUUCACCAUCGUUCCUUGUAUGAUCAUUGGGCUGCUGAUUCUCGUGAGUUUCUAUAUUCCCAAUGAGGUGGGUGGAAGGAUCGGACUGUGCUCAACGAUUCUGUUGUCAGUCAGCGUGUACCUACUCGUCAUCGUAAACCAGCUUCCCGAACAGUCCGACGAGUUGCCCAUUAUUGGUGUUUACUACAUUGCGACCAUGGUUGAGAUCGGUCUGGCGCUGACUGCCACAGUUGUAGUCAUGAUGGCUUACCACGCCACUUCCGAGCCACCCCGUAUCUUGACUUGGAUAACAGUGUUUAACAGGAUUGGUUCCUGCGGAAGAAACAAAAGAAGACUACGUAUCAAUGACGCUAAUUUGAAUUCAUCUCCUGAAGUUGGGGAAGUAAAUACCACUGGCAUUGCAAUGGAGGAAAUUGUUGAUGUGGAGCUUGGAGAGGUGGAUGGGCAGACUUCAGCUGACACCCUCGGGGAGAAAACACCACCCACCUCGGUUUCUAAAGAAGAAGUCAACCAAGAAACUUGGAAGGAAAUCGCUCGUGCACUCGACCGUGUUUUCUACUGGUUGUUUUUGGCGCUGGUUGUGUCUUCUUCCAUUACAAUUUACGCACACGCAGGAAAGCUUUAAUCGCUCGGUCAAUGUAAUUUCAAUUGACCUCUUUGGAAACUGCUGGGCGAAGUCCGCUCUGGUGUUCAAUAAAUAAUCAAAUAAUGUCUGUCCAGUUGUAAGCAGUUUUUUUAAAGACUAACUGUUUUACAGAUGUAGAAUUGAACUUGUAAAACCAGUCCUAUUCUCAGGUGGUGGCAAUCCGGCGAACAGCGGUGCGAACAGAACGAGCUGAUUGAGUGAAUUUAACCGAUAGAAUCAAAAUGCUAUUUCCAAGCUGACAAAUAGUACUGAGUACAGCCACGUAUGCUGGUAACACGAUAAACUGUUGAAAUUUUGGCCUUUUUUACGGCUGAUAACGGUUAACUUACUUCUUUUGUAAUUAAAUGACAAAUUUUAAUGGUUAACUUUUUUUACGACCAACCGUUUAAAUUUGUCAAUUUUUACUCCUAACGGCUAAAUUUUUUGACCGUUUGACGGCUAAAGGUUAACCCCAUUGAGACCCUCUGAAAGACGGCAACCAUUACUUGAAGUGAAGUUUUCAACUUGCAUGAUUAAUUGUUCUCCGAAGCAUCAAAAAACCCUGCUCCUUCAAAUAGACUGGAGACAAGUAUUCUUAUCCUUGAUACCCCAGAGUUUUUUUUUUUGUUCGACGUCUUUUUGUUCUUCUUCUUCUAUUUCUUCUCUUUGAUGGAAGUCAACCUGAGCUGAAAUAGGGAACAUUUGUUGGUUCCGAUGAAAAUUUUCAGUGAAGGUGAUUGGUUUCUUCUGUCAUGACGAGGUCUAGAUCUGUUUACAUUUCAGUACGAGAUAAACCUGCCGAGAGGCUCACUUUUGAUAUUAACCGUUUAACUCAAGAGAAUACUCAAACUUCUCAGGUAGAAGUUGUCAUCUUGAUCUGACACCAAAUUCUUGUAACUAAUUUACAAGGAAAUGAAUAGCAGUUUUAGGGAAGAAUUAACAAUCAGAUCUUGGGGGCUAAAGGGUUAAAAAAUUAAAGAAAAUUUGUAAAAUCCCUAACGAACGGGUCGAGCCGAGAACGAAUUGUUCACUGAGAGAACUGAUAUUCGCUAUCAGGUAGUUUUUAGAAGUAAUUGUUUUAAAUCUAUGUACUCCAAAUUUUGUUCCUCUAGGGAAAUUAAAUUCCUAAUGAACUCUCUUUGUAAGCUUCU